CUUUGACAUAUGUCCAGGCCGUGUGCAGGAAAAGGGAUUUUGGACUUUUGGAAUAUAUAGUCGUUGACACUGACGGACGGCAUCUUGUGAACAAUGUUGUCGCUCACAGGACUGAUCAUAGUCAUUUGCUAUGGAUUCUGCGAUGCUAACUUGCGCUAUGCCGUCAUCUUUCCCUCAGAAGUCUAUUCAAAACAAUCUGAACUUGUCUGUCUACACAUGGUGGGCAUGGUGGGAGAAACAAGUGUGCAGUUGGUCUUACAAAAGGCGACCAGUAACAUAACACUCUUUGAAAGCAACCUUCAGGAAAACACUUAUUUCCACUGCAUUCCUUUCCAGGUUCCCGAGCCGUCAGAUGGCAAUGAAGAAGUGGCUACAAUUCAUGCUGCAAUUAACCAUGCUGGCAAUUCAAUUUACAAAAAAAGUAAACUUCUUCUAAAGGGCAAACGAGCAGCAACCUUUAUCCAGACAGACAAAGCCAUCUAUAAACCCGGGCAAACUGUAAAAUUCAGAGUUGUCUCACUGAAUGAGAAUUUCCAACCAGGAAAGAACCAGUUAUCAGCCGUAAAGUUACAGGAUCCAGAGAAGAACCUAAUCGGACAGUGGCUAAAUGUCAGCCUCAGUCAGGGAAUUGCUGAGCUCUCCCUCCCUCUCUCUUCGGAGCCUCUGCUAGGAGAAUAUUCAAUCCACGUGAAGGACAAAGUCCAUACAUUCAGUGUGGAAGAAUAUGUUCUGCCAAAAUUUGAGGUCACCCUUCAUUUUCCCAAAGCCGUUGUCAUCACUGAUGAGAAAUGCACAUUACAAUUGUGUGGCAGGUACACCUAUGGGAAACCAGUGAAGGGUAAUUAUAAGAUCCAAGUAUGUCGAUCGAAGGUUCCUUACUAUUAUACCACGAGUCCUGAUGUUCCUUGUGUAGACUUCACAGGAGAACUGGAUAUCUCAGGAUGUUCAACUGUGCAAGUGCCACUGGAUACCUUUCACCUAAACAGAAGAAGACUGCAGAUGAAAUUGCUUGGGAACGCAACCAUCACGGAGGAGGGGACAGGAAUUGAGUUAUCGACAACAACUGACACCAGUAUCUUAGAUGAAAAUAUUAAAGUGAAUAUUUUUGGCUCCGACACCACUUACAAGCGAGGAAUCCCAAUGAGAAUCCAGGUUAAAGUAUCGGAUGCCAGUGACACCGUCAUCCCAGGAAAACAAGUCUACCUCACUUAUAACUCUAAACUUGACACAAUAGUGAAAACCCUGGUGACAGGCCCGGAUGGAAUAGCUUCCUUCAAUAUAGACGAUACUACUGACUGGAAGGGCAGAGUAUCUUUCACAGCAACUGUAAACCAAACCGACUACACACCUCCUGAUCAGUCUGACUCCAAAGUUCCCAGCAAUGUGUUUGCACACCUGAAAUUAUCACCUUUUAGAUCUCAUAUUAGCAGCUUUAUUAAGAUCCAUCCUCCUGGUGCUAUCCUCCCAUGUGAUGGGCAGCAAGAAGUGAAGGUGGAUUAUAUCAUCAAACCAAAAGAACUACAGGAAGGGGUCAGCCAUCUUCAUUUACAUUAUCUGGUCAUUACGAGAUUUUCUAUAAAAUACUCUGGACAGCUGGAAAUACCAAUAAGAAGUAUAGAUAAAGAUGAACGUGGUGACGUGGUACUCAAGCUUCCUCUGACUACAGAUAUGGCACCAACCUUUAGCAUUCUUGGUUACAUUUUGUUUCCUAAUCAAGAUGCUGUAGCAGAUUCUGUUCAAUUCAACAUGGAGAAGUGUUUUAGGAAUAAAGUAUCAGUCAAAUUCCUCCCGGGUGAAGUUCUUCCAAAAUCAGAUGUGUCUCUCCAGGUUGAGGCUGCUCCUGGAUCUCUCUGUGGUCUGCGAGUGGUGGAUAAGAGUGUGGUACUGAUGAAACCAGACAAUGAGCUAACCGCUACUAAAGUUUUUGAUCUUUUCCCAAUUUCCAGUUCACAUACAUAUAACAGACAAGUUGUGGAUGAAACGGAAUGUAAAUCCAAAAGGUUUUACUAUUUUAGUCGAAGAGAUAGUAACGAAGGUGAUGUGUGCGCCUAUUUUGAGAACUUGAGCCUAAAAAUAAUGACAAGUGCUAAAAUACAAAGUACAAGAAUAGGCUUUGAAUGGAAUAUGCUGAAUGCAAAGGUUAUGGAGGAGGAGCAGGAGGAGGAUUUUGUCCUGUUUGAGACAUCAGGCAUAAUUCCUGUCAAAAAGCAGAAGUCAGUGAUAAGACAUUAUUUCCCUGAAACAUGGAUUUGGAAACUGGAAGCUGUUGGGGACUCUGGGAUUGGCAUUCUCCAUGACACCGCUCCUGACACCAUCACAGACUGGCAUGGUGGGGCUUUUUGUACGGGUCCUGGAGGUUUUGGGAUUGCUUCGCCUGUACCUUUUCGAGUUUUCCAACCUUUCUUUGUGGACAUCACUUUGCCAUAUUCAGUGAUCAGAGGAGAAACUUUCACUCUUAAAUCCACAGUUUUUAACUAUUUGAAACAGUGUAUAAAGGUUAGGACUACACUUAUACCAUCUGCAGAGUUGGAAGAGAGGCCAUGUGAUGACUGCCAAUAUAGCAGCUGCCUCUGUGUAGAUGAAAGCAAAACCUUCUACUGGAACCUUAAAGCCUCCAAACUGGGGCAUGUGAACGUCACUGUAACAACAGAAGCUCUGGACACACAAGAUUUAUGCCACAAUGAGGUGCCUAUUGUCCCGAAACAGGGAAGCAUCGAUACGGUGGUAAAGCCAUUGCUUGUUCAGCCAGGGGGAGUGUUAGAGGAGAAAUCAUACAGCGCUCUACUGUGCUGUCAAGGAGAAGAUGAUUCUAAAGUGGAAGAGAUUUCAUUGAAGAUUCCUGAAAACAUUCUGAAGGAUUCUGAAAGAGCCAACAUUGUAGUAAUUGGAGAUCUAAUGGGCACGGCAAUGCAAAAUUUGGACCGUCUUCUGGCCAUGCCAUAUGGAUGUGGUGAACAGAACAUGGUCCUAUUUGCCCCCAACAUUUUUAUCCUUCAGUAUCUGGAGAAGACUCAUCAACUGAAUAGUGAAAUUAAAAACAAAGCUACUAAGUUUCUGGAGAGCGGAUAUCAGAGAGAACUGACUUAUAAACGUGAUGAUGGAUCAUACAGUGCGUUUGGGAAAAGUGAUAGCAGUGGAAACACCUGGUUGACUGCCUUUGUAGUGAAGUCCUUCAGUAAGGCUCGGCCAUACAUCUUCAUAGAUGAAAACCACCUUAAACAUUCUUUCUCCUGGAUGAAGAAAAACCAACAAGUCAAUGGCUGCUUUGGGAGUGUAGGACGACUUUUUAAUAAUGCUAUGAAGGGAGGAGUAACAGAUGAAGUCUCACUCUCUGCAUAUGUUACCAUAGCUCUGCUGGAGGCUGGAAUAUUAAUAGAGGAUCCUAUGGUCAGAGAUGCUGUGUCCUGCCUAAGGACAGCAGCUGAGACUGUCACUAAUGUAUACAGCCAGGCUCUGUUGGCCUAUGCCUUUACUUUAUCAGGAGACACGGAGCUCAGGGAGGCGAUGAUGGACAAACUUGAGGCACAAGUUGUGAGAGGAAAUCGUGAGCAGCAUUGGGAACGUUUGUCCAAACCUCAGUCUGCAGACUCAUACUGGUCCCGAGCUCCAUCAGCAGAGGUGGAGUUGACCUCAUAUGUGCUCCUAGCCGUCCUUUCUGGUCCAACUCAAGAUUUAGUCAAAGGCUCAGAGAUUGUAAAUUGGUUGAGCAAACAACAGAAUCCAUAUGGAGGAUUUUCUUCUACCCAGGACACAGUGGUGGCUCUUCAGGCAUUGGCCAAGUAUGCAGAGGCCACCUUCAGUGACAAAGGAGAUGUGACUGUGACAGUAUCAUCCAAUACAGAAUUUAUGAAGCAGUUCCACGUAAAUAACAAUAACAGGCUACUUCUGCAGAGUACAUCGCUACCAACAGUGCCUGGAGAGUAUACGGUGAGAUCUUCAGGAAGCGGUUGUGUCUAUGUACAAACUGUCCUGAGAUACAACAUUCCUCCACCUAGACAAGAAGAAACCUUUGCAAUUAAAGCGGAGGUUGAAUCAAAUGAAUGUGCAGAAGAAUCAAUGACAAAACUGGAGCUCACAAUCAGUGCUCGAUAUACAGGUUCUCGGCAAAAAUCCAAUAUGGUUGUUAUUGAUGUGAAGAUGUUGUCUGGAUACAUUCCACUAAAGAGCUCAGUGAGAAAAUUGGAGGAGAACUUGAUAAAGAGAAGUGACAUCCAGAUGGAUAUGGUGACCCUGUAUCUGGAGGAGCUGGGGCACGAUUCUAUCAACGUUUCAUUCUUCAUCGAACAAGAUAGUAAAGUCAAGGACCUGAAACCAGCCAUAGUGAAGAUCUACGAUUACUACGAGACUGAUGAACAUGCAGUUACAGAAUACAAUUCCCCUUGCAGCGGAGAAGACAAAAGUAACACAAAUCAAGGCACAGAAUCCAAAAAUUAAAGACGAUGGAUCACUAUAAUGUGACCGUAAUGAUGAGAGGUCUACAGUCUUCAGUGAAGAAGAUCCAUUCUAGAAAACCUAAAUAAAUAAAAUCUUUACAGUUAUAUCCAAAAGA
This is a messenger RNA of Bufo bufo (common toad), 4549 nucleotides long. RefSeq names its product alpha-2-macroglobulin-like. Bases 94 to 4434 code for a protein of 1446 amino acids. NCBI's taxonomy places the organism in Eukaryota, Metazoa, Chordata, Amphibia, Anura, Bufonidae. The transcript is spliced from 36 exons. Gene Ontology annotation, molecular function: endopeptidase inhibitor activity. The record is from RefSeq and is a predicted model, not a curated record. Gene Ontology annotation, cellular component: extracellular region.